CGACAGAGUACAAGAAUACCCAUUGUUCUUGUUUUAGAAAUCCGUUAUAUAAUGAUAUAAUCUGUGCGACAGAGCUCUUUAACAAAAAAAAAAAUCUGUGCGACAGAAGAACACCAUUGUUCUUGUUUUAGAAAUCCGUUAUAUAAUGAUAACACGUUCACGUGUUCCUUGUCAUAAAGAGUGUAUCAGUGAGCAAAAUAUUCAAGUGUCUUUUGGUUCUGAUCAAACGCUCUAUUCAAUUCUCUUAAUUAGACAUCUUUUCAAUCUCUUUUCUUUCUUGUCUCUUUCUUUUUGAUGAAAAAAAUCUAUUUUCAUGUUAAUUUCACUUAAUUAAACAAUGAAUUAAAGAGUUUCCUCCCUGAAAAGUUCUCUAGCUAGGGUUGCAAUUGAAUCCUUUCAAUUAGGUUUAUAUUUAUAAAUAAAAUAAAAUAAGAAAAACCAGAGAUGGUGAGAACACCAUGUUGCAAAGAAGAAGGAAUAAGAAAAGGAGCUUGGACUCCCGAAGAAGAUCAAAGGCUUAUUGCUUAUGUUCAACUACACGGUGAAAGUGGAUGGCGUACUCUCCCGGAGAAAGCUGGAUUGAAGAGAUGUGGUAAGAGCUGUAGACUUAGAUGGGCUAAUUAUCUAAAACCCGACAUCAAGAGAGGAGAGUUUACACCUGAAGAAAAUGACACUAUUAUCAAGCUUCAUGCUCUUAUGGGUAACAAGUGGGCCGCAAUAGCAACAAGCUUGGCGGGACGAACUGACAACGAGAUCAAAAAUUACUGGAACACAAAUCUCAAGAAGCGUUUGACACAAAAAGGUCUUGAUCCAACCACUCACAAACCGAUCAAUCCAACUGAUCAAACCGGUUUCGAGCCAAAAGUUCAUAAACUCGGUUCAUCCGGUUGCGCAAGACUUCUUAACCACGUCGCAAGGAAAUACGCCGGAGAUUUAAACCGGGACCUACUAACCGGAAUCAUCAUUGGAAACUCCUCAAACAUCGCUGAGGGUUCACAAAACUCAGUUGAGGUCGAUUCUCCGACUGAAAGUUCGACCUUCACAUUGCUCAACAAAGCGGCGGCAAGAUCAAGUGAUGUCACAUCGUUUCUGACCAACAAUAUGUCGUCAUCUCCCGGUCUUUCCAACAACUGUUCCUUUGCCGACAAUCUCGACCUAUUCUUUAGCAACGAAGUGAUCUCCGAUAUGUCUAUGAAUGUCGAUAAUGUUUGCAUUAUGGAAGAGUUGAGGGAUAUUUUAAGCUACGGCGGUGCUGACGCCGGAGAUGUCAAAGACUUGCCGGAGUUUAAUGUAACUGAUGGGAUGGAGUUUCUUGGUUCUUGGAACGUAGAAGAUGACUUGGACUUGGAGAAUUAUUAUUGGGUUCGUUAGAUUCCAAGAUUGGUGCCGUCUUUGUCUGAUAAGUGACGACUCAGAAAUAAAACCAAUUACACGUUGGUUGUUUCUUUAAUUGAUGUGUUGCUAUAUCGUCACAUGGCGGAAUAGUGAGUGUGUGUUGUAAUAAAAAUAAAAAUAAAUAAUAAAUAAGUGUUUCUUUUUCGAGUCA
Molecule: messenger RNA, 1546 nt
Organism: Brassica napus (rape)
Lineage: Eukaryota; Viridiplantae; Streptophyta; Magnoliopsida; Brassicales; Brassicaceae
Product: transcription factor MYB34-like
Exons: 3
Coding region: 445-1371 (308 amino acids)
Source: RefSeq, a predicted model, not a curated record